This is a messenger RNA of Penicillium paradoxum, 2250 nucleotides long. RefSeq lists its product as uncharacterized. The transcript has 2 exons. Gene Ontology annotation, molecular function: ATP-dependent H2AZ histone chaperone activity. Lineage: Eukaryota; Fungi; Ascomycota; Eurotiomycetes; Eurotiales; Aspergillaceae. Gene Ontology annotation, cellular component: Swr1 complex. Bases 1 to 2250 code for a protein of 749 amino acids. The record is from RefSeq and is a predicted model, not a curated record. Gene Ontology annotation, biological process: chromatin remodeling.
AUGGCCGAAAAGCGCAAACUUCCAGCGCGUGAGCGACGCGAGCCCGCAGCCAAAAGACGUGUCUCCGAAGCCACGCCGCAGUCUCACAGGAAAAAGGCGCCAACGCCUCGCGCGCCGUCGCCCGAGCUAGUUGAUUCCCCUUUACCAACCAAAGUUAAGGAUGGGGAUAGCUUGCCUGUUGUCCGUGUGCGACAGCCGGUCUCCUUAUCAGACAAAGAGUACCAAUCAAUUGCCGAAAGUGCUGUUCUUCUUGCCUCGUUGGAAAGAUCGAAGAAAAAAUGGCUAAGCGAUGGAAUCUUGGUUCGAUACUAUACCAAGCCGAAAAAGACGAAACGCGAACAAAUCGAAAAGAACAACCCACCAAAGGAUAGCAUGGCGAAAGUUGGGCCUUGCGACGUCACAAUCGGUCCUCAUUUCUUCGAUGCUAUGAUUUAUAUUGUUAAAGACCCCAGUGCGCCGCCGACACUUCAAUACGCGCCCCCGCAACGACCGAUGGUUCACUAUGGCCACCCUAAUAACUUCCAACAAUACCGGCCGUACUCUACCCCGACCAACCAACAACGACCUGCGCAAUAUUCGCCCGCUCCUGGUCGUCCUGGGUACCCCGGAAGUCAUGCGACGCCCCAGCAAGCUCGUGGCUCAAAUCAAGGCAAUGCGCCCUCUCCUCAAGGUGGAUCAAGGCCAGCACAAGGGCAAAAGAGCCAGCCUGCCAAGCCCAGUCCGGAUCCCGUCAUUCAAAUGCUGGCUACAAGGGCAGCGGCAGACCCUGAACUCAAGGCCUUGAUGCGUGUUGUGGCCUCGAGUCAAGCAUCGCAGGAACAGCUUCGCGCCUUCCAGGCACACAUCGAUGAGCUCAACGCCAUCAUAAAAUCAAGAGAACAACAAGAACAACGUCAGCAAGCUUCUACUGGAACACCUGUACAACAACCAAGCACAACGCCACAAUCUCAAACCCAGCAAAAGCAAGCUAACGACCCGAAGUCAACCCAAGCGCCACAGCAGUCCCAGACCCCAUCAAAGCAGCCCCCCGCAAAGCCAGGAGUCCAGCCCCAGACCCCAGCGCAAGGAUCAUCAACUCAGCCUCAACCUCCCAAGAGCGCUAAUGAGUCAGCUACCGUCAAGCCAGAGACAUCAUCCGCGGAUACCAGCUCUCACCCGGUGGCACCUCCCUCGGUGCCAGCCCAACCUGCGACUCCUAGCUCUGUGAAUACCCCAGGCCCAGCUACAACGGGCUCGCACCAGCAAACCCCCGUAGUGAAUCCGACACCACCAGGUACUACUCAGCAGCUAGGAGCAAGACCAGGACCGCCGUUCACCCCUUAUCAACAACCUUCGUAUGGAUCACAACCUCAACUGCAAUCUCGUCCGCCGCAAUACGGUUCUCCUGUUCCAUUCCCCCGUCCACCUCCGAUCCCAUACGUAUCCCCACUCAUUCCUCCCCGGGUAAACUACAAGUCCGUGGUCUUCGAGUUCACGUCUCCUUUGACUCCAUAUGGAAGCAGCACAUCAGGUCAUGCUGGCUCAGGUGAUCGUUAUCUGUUCCCCGAAUACACCAUCUUGGAAUGGCUCCCUGCCGAAAAUACUGUGAUUGCCUCCUUUUUGGUAGUACGGAAGGUUGCACCAAACACACCAUUCCCCCUUGAAACCGCCACAGAGGCUGCCGGUUCGAAAGGCAAGGGCAAGGCGGCAGCCAAAUCCAAGAAAGGUGAUCCAAAGACUAAAAUCGAGAACGGCAAAACUCCAACCGAUACCCCUACCCCAAGCCAGCCAAGCACACCUGUCCCCGGAACACCACAAAAGCAAGAGCCAUCAGACCAGAAGGGCGUCGUAACCCCGGGCCUCCCCGGUGCUACUCCCAACGAAGCCAAUCUCAAGGAGUACUGGCAACCAGUCACGUUCCGAAUCCACGCCCCUAAUGCUAAAAUCCUCGAGCCUCUAGCCCGCGUCGUCAAACCGGCUGACGAGGUCCGCAAAUAUAUGAACGAGAUUAUGGACCGCGCCGAACGUGCGCCAGAUGGCUACCUAGCCAUGCGCCUCCCUCGCGAGGAGGCCCAGGAACCAUUCGAAAAGGAUGGAACGCCUGCCUCUUCUGGCAAUGUUGGUUCUGGAACCCGUAGUCGCCUGUCCCGUGUUCAGCUCGCUGGCGAUGAAUCCGAGGUGGAAAAUUCUGGGUUCGAGUUUGAGGAGGAUGAAGAUGAUCUCAAGGAUUUCUAUGAUGCUCCGAGUGGACUGCCGCCCUUGAAAGUGUAG